AUGUUCUCCAUCUUCCUCCUCCUCCUCCUCCUCCUCCUCUUCUUCUUCUUCUUCUCCCUUCUCCGCCUCCUCUUCUUCUUCUUCUUCCUCCUCCUCCUCUUCUUCUUCUUCCUCCUCCUCCUCUUCUUCUCUACGCUGUCUCUCUCUCGUACGUGGCUCUCCACAGAUUCCUAUUCCUUAACUCGCUCUAAUCUCUCUCUCUCUCUCUCUCUCUCUCUCUCUCUCUCCCUCUCUCUCUCUCUCUCUGUAAAUGUGUGCAUCUUUUUCAUUUUUCUGUUUUUCUUCUCUAAUGCUUUUCCCCCUUUAUUUGCCUUCUUUUCUAUGUUUCGUUUUCCCUUGGUAGUUUGUCAUGCUUAUUCGUUCCUUCUUUCUCUUUUCUUCUUCUUCUUCUUCUUCUUCUUUGUUAUGAAAUUUCUCUUUCACUCAUAUUCAUUAUGUCACAUCUUUCUUCGUUCUCUUAAAUUUUCUUCUUUGUUUCUUUUUUGUUUUGGGGUUUUUUUUGUUGAUUUUCGUUUGUUUUUUGUUGUUUGUUUAUUUUUGUUUCUUUAUUAUUUUUUGUUUUGUUUUAUUUCUUCCAUUUUUCAUUUUCUGUUUUAUUAUUUUUACUAUUUUCACCGAUUUCCCUUUCUUUCUUUUUCUUCUUCAUUUCUUUUUUUCUUUUUUUUCUUUUUUUUUUUUUUUUUUUUUUUUUUUGUGGCGUGGGAAUUUGUUUCGUUAUUUGUUUUAUUUUUUUCAUUCCAUUUGCCCAUUCUGUCUUCUUUCUUUUGCCGGCCUUCUUUUCUUCUUCAUUUCAUUUAUUUCGCUGUUCCUUUCCUUCUUUUUCUUCUUCUUUUACAUUUUACACUUUUCUUCGUUCAUUUUUCUUUGUCGCUUGUUAUUCCUUCUUUUGUCGAGAAAUUUGCUUCUUUCUCUUCAAUCCAUUCUUUUUAUUUUCACCUUCAUAUUUAUUUCUGUCCCUUCGAUUUUCCUUCAAAUAAUAUCAGUCUAUUCAUAUCUAUCUAUUUAUCUAUCUAUAUGUCUUUUCAUUUAUCUAUCUAUCUGUCUAUCUAUCUAAUUUCAUAUCUAUCUCAAUCUCUUCAUAUUUUUCUAAAAUCUGCCACCUUUUCGGUAAUUCCCAAACGCACUUUCCUGAUCAAGGGAUUUUCUCCCCCUUUCUAUCUAUCUAUCUAUCUAUCUAUCUAUCUCAGUCUGUUCAUGUCUGUCUAUUUCAGUCUGUUCAUAUCUAUCUAUCUAUCACACUCUGUUCAUACCUAUCAAUCUAGCUAUCCCACUCUGUUCAUAUCUAUCUAUCUAGCUAUCCCACUCUGUUCAUAUCUAUCUAUCUAUCUAUCUAUCUAUCUAUCCCACUCUGUUCUUACUAUCUAUCUAUCUAUCCCACUCUGUUCUUAUCUAUCUAUUCCACUCCGUUCUUAUCUAUCUAUCUAUCUAUCUAUCUAUUCCACUCUGUUCUUAUCUAUCUAUCUAUCUAUUCCACUCUGUUCUUAUCUAUCUAUCUAUCUAUCUAUCUAUCUAUCUAUCUAUCUAUCUAUCCCACUCUUUUCUUAUCUAUCUAUCUAUUCCACUCUGUUCUUACCUGUCUAUCUAUCUAUCUAUCUAUCUGUUCCACUCUGUUCAUAUCUAUCUAUCUAUCUAUCUAUCUAUCUAUCUAUUCCACUCUGUUCAUAUCUCUCUAUCUAUCUAUCUAUUCCACUCUGUUCUUACCUACCUAUCUAUCCAUCUAUCUAUCUAUUCCACUCUGUUCCUAUCUAUCUAUCUAUCUAUCUGUUCCACUCUGUUCAUAUCUAUCUAUGUAUCUAUCUAUUCCACUCUGUUCAUAUCUAUCUAUGUAUCUAUCUAUUCCACUUUGUUCAUAUCUAUCUAUCUAUCUAUAUGUCCAUCUACCACGCAAUAUAUCUCUCUAUCUCACAUUGUUCAUAUACAUCCCACCUUUUUUUCUCUCGUGCGCAAUCUCUCUCUCUCCUCUCUCUCUCCUCUCGCUCUCUUUCUCUCUCUCUCUCUCUGAAUCACACACGCAUAUAUAUAGCAUCAAUCGAAAAUGUCCCGAUGAGAAAUUACAAUCACUACCUUUUCUUUUUCCUUGUCCUCUCUUCCUUUCUUACACUAUUUCUCUUUCGCAAUCUUAUUCACACUUUUCCUUUCUCUAUUUUUCCCCAUUCACUCGCUCUCUUUCCCUUCUCUUUAUUUUUCUUAUUCGCCAUUUCUUUCUUUUUUUUCUGUCAGAAAAAGUAUUUAAAAUAUUAA
Messenger RNA from Acanthosepion pharaonis, 2241 nucleotides. The record is from the annotation of a GenBank genome assembly. NCBI's taxonomy places the organism in Eukaryota, Metazoa, Mollusca, Cephalopoda, Sepiida, Sepiidae.